Messenger RNA from Debaryomyces tyrocola, 759 nucleotides. NCBI's taxonomy places the organism in Eukaryota, Fungi, Ascomycota, Pichiomycetes, Serinales, Debaryomycetaceae. The record is from the annotation of a GenBank genome assembly.
AUGAAGCUGUCAAUUUUAACAAUCCUUCUUACUGUGGCUAAAUCAGUUAACUCCAAAGUAGUAGAUCACAAAGUUGAAAAUUCGGAACUUAGUGUUAAUGUUAGCGAUGAUUCUGGGGAUGAAUACUCUGGUGUAAUGAUUCAUGGAAAUGAGAGAAGAGACGAUGAUGAUGGUCAAGAAGGUGAUGGAGACAACGAUGACAAUGAUGCUGAUGGAGACAAUGAUGCUGAUGGAGACAAUGAUGAUGAUAAUGAAAUAAAAGAUUAUUGUAAAUUUUAUACUGCUCAAGAUGACGACGAUACAUGUGCGUCAAUUGCGGCUAAAUAUUCUGGUCUUACAGAAAGCGAUAUUAUAAGUUUUAAUUCUAAAAAUGGCUAUUUUUACGGUUGUGACAUGAUAUGGAAAGGAGACAAAAUAUGUAUAUCUAAACCUGAUGACGACAAAUAUAACGACCGUCACCGUACUACGUCCUCUAAAUUUAGUUCAUCACUGAAAACUUCAGCACAAUCUUCGAAACGUACAUCGACUAGAAAUUCGCAUGCAACUGAUGGCACCGACACUGACUCGGAUGACGACGACAACCAUCAUGGUACGGCGUCCUCUAGUUCAUCCGUGAAAAAUUCACAGUCUUCGAAACGUACAUCGACAAGUAAUUCGCAGUCAACUGAUUCUGGAUCGGGGGCUGCAGUAGAUUAUCAAUGUUCGUGGUUUGGUAUAUCCGUUGCCGGUGCUAUUGCAGUUGGUGGCUUCUUGAUUUAA